This is a messenger RNA of Racocetra persica, 482 nucleotides long. Lineage: Eukaryota; Fungi; Glomeromycota; Glomeromycetes; Diversisporales; Gigasporaceae. The record is from the annotation of a GenBank genome assembly.
UUGGAUGUGCACUUAUGAACGAUGAGUCAGCAGAUUUGUAUCGGUGGGUUUUAUAUCAGACAAAACAGGCCACUGGAGGCUAUGUACCUGCUAUUAUUAUGACCGAUGCUGAUCUGGCUUUGGAUCUUGCAAUCUUCGAGGAGUAUGAACAAUCUUAUGCCAUGCAUUAUUUUUACACUGCUAGAAAUUCUCUUGUUCCGGAAGUUUUUAAACAAAAAUGGAAACAGUUAAUUAAGAAAUAUAAUGAGCCUAGAGUUGUAAAGUAUCUAAAAACAUUAAAUUCUUCAAAAAAAGCAUGGACACAAAUUCUAUUAACAUCGUCUGCCGCUAUAUUACCACAAACAUUAUUUUCCGAACUCGAUAAAGCUUUGAGUUGGUUUAUUACACCUGAAAUACAAAAAAUUCAGCGUGCUGAAAUUAAAAGUUGUCUAAAUUAUUAUGCAUCUGCUAUCACAAAAGAUGAAAUGAUUAAAUAUCAAGAG